Molecule: messenger RNA, 2378 nt
Organism: Vespa crabro (European hornet)
Lineage: Eukaryota; Metazoa; Arthropoda; Insecta; Hymenoptera; Vespidae
Exons: 10
Coding region: 85-2109 (674 amino acids)
Source: RefSeq, a predicted model, not a curated record
CUAUCGUUCGACUACCACGACGUGAUAUAAAAGAAGUCAUUCGAUCUUGAAAACGAUCUAAGUUCUUGCGGUUUUAGAGGCAACAUGACGCGAUUCAUUAUUUUCAUGUGCCUUUUGGCGGUACAGUUCAACCAUGGUCUUUCGGUGAAAACGGUAAUGUUUAUAAGCGGAAACUCUCUGACAUUAAAAGUCACAGAAAGAGGUGUCAACAAAUGUGUCGUAGAAACGAACAAAGGACGAAGAUAUACUUACAAACCUGAUUAUAAAUUUAUCGAUGAAAAUAACAAGCUACAUAGUGACAUUUCUACCUGUUCGCUUUCAAUAGCCAAGCCUUUUUUGAACGAUACUGGAUACUGGAAAAUCACGCAGUAUUACGAAAAUAAAGAAUUUCAGAUUUAUGACUAUUACAUAUAUUCUGAAAUGGUUGGUACAAUCAGCCCUAGUGAAACUAUAAUUGUUUACGAAGGGCAUUACGUGACUGUAAAGAUUGCAAAUCAGCUUGGAGAUAUAAUCGCCUGUAAUGUGACAAACUCAAAGAAAGAGACAUUCGAUAUUUUAUCCGAGAGCAAAAGAAAUGUUGAAAAGUACGGUCAUUGUGGUGUUCGAAUUUUGGUAAAUUCGGAACACCAGGGUAAAUGGCAUCUCUAUGCGAUUUACAAAACUAACGAGCUCGUAUCUGCUAAAUUCAAUCUUGAUGUACAAAAUGAGGAUAAAGUCAUAAAAGAACAGCAAAAUAUAACAUUGGAAUUGCGGUCACCAGCCAAGAUAACUCUCGACAGCAUUAAAUCGACGUAUUGUCAGCUGACAGAUUCUCAUGGCGUGAAAUUGCCCUUGACGAUCGGAAAAUGUGAAUAUGACAUUGCAAUCGUCACUCCGUACUACGACGGACUUUGGAAAGCUCGUUAUGGAUUAAAGGGAAGACUCAUUCCGGUCGAAGUCGACAUCAUGAUUACAACUUACGAUCCAGACGCUGUUAUUACUAACGUCAACGUCACUAAAGACGAAGUUAAUAUACUCUGUCGUGUACGCAAACGUACUCUACAGGAUGGUCUUCAAUAUUGUCUCUUUAUCAGCCCAAAUGGUACAAUGUUGCAAAUUAGUCCAGGUGUCGGAAGUGGCAAAUACCAGUUUUAUCAAGGAACAAAUGAGGAAAUAACUUGCGGUAUGACGAUUCAUCAGCCAGAAGAAUAUGAUUAUGGUGUAUGGAGAUGCGAGAUGGCAAUGAAAUAUCUAUCAGGAUUAGAUGCACGAUAUGGUUCUAUCUUGUAUCUUGACUAUAAUCAUCAAUCACAAGAACCAACGAAUCACAAAUUUUUAUUGCCAAGGAACAUUAAUACUUUUGCCGAAAAUGUGAUGGUUAAACGAAACGACAGUUUUACGAUCAAGUGUAGUACCAAUAUGGUCUUGAAUUAUUGUUGGCUCCGAAGUCCAAUUGGAACAACAUAUUCUAUCAUCAUGGACAAAGAAAAGAAAAAUGCUUUACCGCCUAAAACGCUUUUUUACGAGGGCCUUGGUUUCUCGCAAGGUGAAUGCGGUGCAUUUAUAAACAAUGCCGUGAACGAGCAUCAGGGUAAAUGGAGUUGUUACAUGGGUAUUAAAAAUCAUAGCGAGGUAGAAGCCGCCGUAUGGGUCACCGUUACAGAUAGUUACGUGUUUGCGGAAAAAAAGGAAGUGACGUUUAAUGGACGUAACAACUUGAAUUUGUCUUGUCAUCUUCUUACCAAUUUAAGUAAUAGUAUCGAUUAUUGUCGAUGGAUACGACCGGACGGACGUGGCAUUCACGAUGACACGGUGAAUCAUCGAUACACGCCCGAGAUGUACGAGAGACGUUGCCAACUAAUUAUUCUCGGAAAGAAAUUUCAAGCAGAGGACGUGGGCCGUUGGACCUGCGUCGCCGGUCUCACCGGGGAGAGCAUCCAAGAGGUGUCUACCGGCAUAUACGUAAAUACGUCGCUUAUACAGUCAACAAUUCUAACCGGUAUCAUAAUCGGUACUUUCGUCUUUUUUAUCAUCGCUGUGAGCAUCGCCAUUUUUACGAACUUCUGUAAGAAGAAAUCAGCCGCAACUUUAUCGAAGUAUCCACCUCCAUACGACACGGUUAUACAUUAAUGAAAUCCCAACGAAAUCGAUGAUGUAGACGCGAUAUAAUUACAAGGACUAAAUCGAUACAUAUACGUGUCGAACGAUCGAAUCCGAAAUCGUUCCGGAGGAAUCACUCAUCGUGAAUACGUUAGAACGUAGGAAAAAAGCUAUGCGAUUUCUAUGGGAAUGUCGAUGGUAAAGGUUUCUAACUUCGCCGAUAGACAGUUCAUUUAUUCUGUAAAGUUUUAAAAUCUAUUGUACGAGAGUUUAUUAAAGGUUUGACGUUCCUUCUAAAA